AUGGAAUAUAUUAAAACAUGGGAUGAAAUAUACACUAUUGAUUCAGAGGAAGAAAGCUCAAUAAAUAUAUUAUUCUCAGAAAUCGAGGAUAACUUGAUUAAUACUGGAUAUUUUACAGCACAACAGUUAAUUAAAAAGAUAAAAGAGGUUAGUGAAACACGUUUACGUUAUCGUCAUGCGUAUAUAGCGAUUAUGGAGAAAUUGGCUGCAGAAUAUCAUUGCGAAAACUGUUUGAAUAUCUCAUUCCUUUCAAAAUACGACAACAUCAUUAAAAAUACCUAUAAAGAGGCAAUAUUAAAUGAUGACGAUAAUGCAUUAUCACAAUUUUUGAAAAGUGAAAAACUUAAUCUUAUUGAAUUACUUGAAAAUUGUUGUUUAAAUGGAGCAGAAAAUUGUUUCAAAUUAUUAAGAAAAAAUUUUAAAGUGAAAAUCACCAAAAAAUGUCUUAAAGAUUCAUUUAUUUGGAACAAUAAAUAUAUUAUACAAGAAUGUUUGAAGGUACAAAAACCUGACGUAUCUACAUUUGAAGCUGGUAUCAGAUCUCAUGACAUGGAAAAUUACUAUGAUUUGUUAUCUAAUAACUUGGCGGAAUAUUUCAAUCUCAACCCAGCAUCAAUAGAAUUCUGUUGCAAACAUCUAAAUCUUCAAUUAUUUAUUUUGACUUGGGUUUAG
This is a messenger RNA of Trichomonas vaginalis G3, 672 nucleotides long. RefSeq names its product protein ubiquitination. Bases 1 to 672 code for a protein of 223 amino acids. The record is from RefSeq and is a predicted model, not a curated record. The transcript has a single exon. NCBI's taxonomy places the organism in Eukaryota, Parabasalia, Trichomonadida, Trichomonadidae.